This is a messenger RNA of Notechis scutatus (mainland tiger snake), 4910 nucleotides long. NCBI's taxonomy places the organism in Eukaryota, Metazoa, Chordata, Lepidosauria, Squamata, Elapidae. The record is from RefSeq and is a predicted model, not a curated record.
CAGGAGGAGGGGUUGAGUUUCCCUAAGGUGGAGCUGCAUCUUGUAUGAAAUUAUUACAGAUUAAAACCCUGCGAUGGAGAAGGGCUUCAAGGCUGAGUCCAAAGGCUAGAAGUCUCUCUUAUUUGCGCCUAUCCCCCAGCCUCCGGCCACCUCUUGACUAAGAACAAACCGAGCUAACGAGAAAGACCAGAGGGAAAGAGGAAAGGGGCAUCGCCGCCGCUUGGAUCAUUUAAAAAGAAAAGGCAGGGAAGAAGACACCCACCCCGCCAGCCCCGCGCUCGGCUUCUAGAUCCUGCUGAGCGCCUCUUUUAUUUCCUGCACCCACCCACCCCCCACCCCGAAGCCCGCAAACGGUUAACUCACUGCCAUGCAGAAAGUCAGCCCAGCUGGGAAGUCUGCUGUGCAUGUUAAUUGAGGCGAAGGGAUAACUGUUUACAGGAUGAUCUAGUAGUGGCUGCCCUUCCUCCCUCCUCCUCCUCCUCCUCCUUUUCUCGCGGCUCGUUGGGAUGGUUGGCGCUGCUACCUCCUUUGGACCGAGGAUUUUCACUUCCCGGGACUAGAGAGCUACGCGGGAGUUGCCUUUCCCGGUGGGGGAAACGGGGCGGAAAAAAACAGGAGGGAAGGAAGGAAGGAAAGAAAGUCUGCGUUUCGGGAGAAGGGAAGGGAUUUCUCUCGGAACGGCCGAUCCUGUGCCAUAACCGACUUUGUCAGUGGGUGUAGCUGCUGUGCAGCUGGAGAUUCCAUCACAGACAGACCUGAUAUCAGUGGUGGGAUUCAACUGGUGUAACAACUGGUUCGGUGAACGCAUGCUUCGCAUUUGAACAUAGGAAGAAAACAUACCUUUUCCUGCAGCCCCGACGCUGUUGGAUUACCAUGAAGCUCUGGAUAAUCGCAUUAAGUUUAAUGGGGGUUGCUUGUGAUGUGCUAUAUUCUGAACUAGCAUCAUCUUCAACUGUUGGCUCUUGUGAAAGCUUGUGUUUUUGUGAAGAAAAAGACAGCAUCUUAAUUAUAAGCUGUGAAGAAAGAGGCAUCAAGGAGAUAUCCCAAGUACAUGUUCCACCAUCUCGGCCUUUCCAACUGAGUCUUUUAAACAAUAGUUUGACUGUGUUACAGGUCAACGAUUUUGCCAGCUUUAUCAAUGCUAUCACAUUGCACCUUGGAUUUAAUUACAUUGUGGACAUUGAACCAGGGGCAUUUAAUGGGCUAAGUCUCCUUAAACAACUCCAUAUCAACCACAAUUAUUUAGAAAUACUUAAGGAAGACACUUUCCAUGGACUGGAAAACCUGGAGUUCCUUCAAGCAGACAAUAAUUUCAUCACAAUAAUUGAAUCAAGUGCCUUCAGCAAGCUCAACAGGCUUAAGGUGCUUAUUUUAAAUGACAAUGCCAUUGAAUUUCUUCCUCCCAACGUAUUUCGCUUUGUUCCAUUAACUCACCUGGAUCUUCGAGGGAACCAACUACAAACACUACCUUAUGUCGGUUUUUUAGAACACAUUGGCCGAAUCCUAGACCUUCAGCUAGAAGAUAACAAAUGGAUCUGUAAUUGUGACCUACUAGAGUUAAAGAGUUGGUUAGAAAACAUGCCUCCUCAGUCCAUAAUAGGGGAUGUUGUGUGCCACAACCCUCCCAUUUUGAAAGGUAAUAUUUUAAGCAGAUUAAAGACAGAGGCACUUUGUCCAACUCCACCCCCAAAUGACCUUGAUUCUCCAUCAGGCUCGUUGCCUUUGGUGAUUACAACAUCAAUAAGUGAUAGUCAUUUCUCAACCAAGGUGAUACCUAUUUUUAAAACCCCCACCAAGGAAUCCAGUUUAACACCCCAUGUUACAAAACCAGCUACUCUUCUUCCCGGAGUAUAUUGCCCUAUACCUUGUCAAUGCACCAGCAAUAUCCUUUCAGGGAUUUUGAUGCAAUGUCAGGAACAAAACAUUGAAAGCUUGUCAGAUUUAGGUUCUCCUCCCCCCAAUCCUAAAAAGUUGAUUCUUGCUGGAAAUAUAAUCCAGACAUUACUGAAAGCAGAUCUUGUGGGUUAUGACAGUUUAGAGAUGCUUCAUUUGGGAAACAAUCGUAUUGAGAUGUUAGAAGCAGGAUCCUUUAUAAAUCUCACUGAAUUGCAAAAAUUAUAUCUCAAUGGCAACCAUCUCACUAAACUAAACCGUAAUUUGUUUUUAGGUCUGCAGUGCCUUGAGUAUUUGUACCUCGAAUAUAAUGCCAUCAAGGAGAUUUUACCAGGUACUUUUAGUCCAAUGCCAAAACUUAAAGUCCUGUACCUAAAUAAUAAUCUCCUCCAAACUUUACCAUCUCAUAUCUUUUCUGGAGUUCCAUUAGCCAGGCUGAAUUUGAAAACCAACCAGUUUUCCCAUUUGCCCAUAAAAAAUCUCUUAGAUGAUCUAGAUCUACUAGUACAAAUUGAAUUAGAAGACAACCCCUGGGAUUGCACUUGUGAUUCGGUCGGGCUACAACAAUGGAUACAAAAACUAAAUAGGAAUACAAUGAUGGGAGAAAUUCUCUGUACCUCUCCAAGACAUCUAGCUAAAAAGGAGCUGAAAUCUCUGAACAGUGAUAUGUUAUGUCCCAUUUUAAUGAACAGUCCAGCUCUCCCAACUCAUCCUAGCUUCCUAAUCAUCACAACAUCAUCAACCACCACCAGUACGGCGGACACUAUUCUGAGAUCACUCACUGAUGUUAUCCCUCUCUCUGUUUUAAUUCUGGGGCUCUUGAUUGUGUUUAUAACAAUGAUUUUCUGUGCGGCUGGCAUUGUUGUUCUUGUUCUACAUCGACAGAGGCGGCACAAAAAGAAACAAACAGAAGAACAAAUGCGGGACAACAAUCCAGUUCAGCUUCAAUACAGCAUGUAUGGUCAUAAAACAACACACCAUACUACCGAACGUCCAGCCUCAACUUUGUAUGAACAACGUAUGAUCAGCCCCAUGGUUCAAGUUUAUCGUAGCCCAUCUUUCAACUCCAAAUUUGCAGAGCAUCAAGAUGAAAGGAAUGAUAAGGAGGGGAACGAUUGCAAACACCUUCGGCGAAGUCUCUUAGAGAAGGAGCACUCCUCUCCUCUUACUGGGGGUCCAAAUGUCAAGUACAAAGCUACAGACCAAUCAGCUGAUUUUUUGUCCUUCCAGGACACAAGCUCAUUGUAUAGGAAUAUUCUUGAGAAGGAGCGAGAACUCCAACAAUUGGGGAUAACGGAGUAUCUUCGAAAAAGCAUCGCUCAGCUACAUCCUGAGAUGGAAGUACAUUAUCCAAGAGCUCAUGAAGAAUUAAAACUGAUGGAGACACUUAUGCUGUCCCGGCCAAGAAAAGUUUUACUAGAACAGACUAAAAAUGAAUAUUUUGAGCUAAAGGCCAACCUGCAUGCUGAACCUGACUACUUGGAGGUUUUGGAACAGCACACAUGAAAGGAAAUGCUACCUUUGAAGGCUUUGAAUAAGAAACUCUUAGGCCUGUCUUAUAUUUGAGAACUUUGUAAAUAAAAGUGCCUUAUAAUAAUGUGUCACCAAUCAGAACUUUAAGCACAGCAGUAAUCUGAGUGAAAAGAAACUCUCAGGGAUAACUGUGUGAAGCCAUGGGAAAGUUUUCAGGCUAUGUAUAUCUAACCCCCAUUUUAAAUGGGAACUUUGUAUAACUGGAUUUUGGGAAGAAAUUCAGUUGGCUUGGCCAUAUUCCUCUAGGUGUGUAUUGCAGUCCCUAAUGUUUCUUUUUUUAAAUUGUUGAUUUUGCUAAACAGACUUUUAAAGCAUUUGUAUUUUUCGGUUCCCUUCUUAUUUUUCCCAUGAAGGCAAUAUUUAAUUAAAAACCUACAAGGAUCUACUUAGCCAGCUGCUAGAAAGUAAGAAACAUUAGCUAUGGAUGAGUCCAUAUAUAUGAACAAAUUCUACAUGGAAGUAGUACGUAAUAAUUAUAAAGGGAACUCUAUGUUUUUGUUUCAAAAGAAAGAAAACAUUUUUGAACUUCCAAGGACUGCAGUAUUUAGGUACCUUUAAUUUGGAAUGUUGUUUAUAAAAAAAAGGGGGGGGGGGUUGGAAUGGGAAAGUGGUAUAUUAUGCAGGAAUUUAAAAGAUAUAAUGGAAACCUUUUGUGACUUUCCCUCGAUGGCAUUUUUAAUCACAUUUUGGGACAAUCUUCAAUAUAAUGCUGCUACAUAGACUCCUGUGCGACAUUGGAUUGACACUUGUACUUGGGAAGUUUGAAACGCUACUGAGAAUUUAAUGUAAAUAUAUUAGUAUAUUGAUGCACCCAAUUUUUAUUUUAUUUUUUAACUGUAUUUAUAUGAUUGGCUCCCAUAGUAAUUUUUGAUAACAUCACUUUGCUGUGGCCAGUAAAUUUCAGACUGCAAGCCAGACAAGAAAUAAGUCAUCAGAACUUGUUUCUGGCUGUGAACACUCUGUCUUUGCCAUAAUGACAUGGCAAAAGAGCAUUUCUCAGCCCUCCCCCACCCCCAAAAAAUGUCUGGCUUAAACACAGUAGGUGAGUAAAAUAAAGAAAAGUCACAAACCUAGGAAGUUGCAUUGAGAUUAAUUAUUGUAAUCUUAUGGGUACAUGCUUAGAUACAUGUCUUUGCAACAUUUGUGUGGGUAUGCUAAUGUUGCAUACGUAGAUGUCAGUGGCUAACCAUGUAAAAGGUUAGCAACCUCUGCAGAACUCCACAGCUUGGUGUGUAUAGAAUUGUGGUCAAGUUUAAAUACAAUGAUGUUCUUUGUCAUACUUGAUCUCAUGUGUAAACACAGCUCACAUUUAAUAAGGCCUAAUCUACAAUCCAAACUUUGCUUCCAAGAAGAAGAAAAUUGUCCAAUCCAAUUCUAUUUCACAAGUCUGUCUCUGUGUUUUUAAACACAGAUUUGCUGCACUCACAAUUUAGAUUGUGUGUGUGUGUGUGUGAGAGAGAGAGAGAGAGAGAGGGAGAGAGAGA